AUGGACACUGAGGUGGAUCAAAGUGAACAAAAAUUUGUACCAGUUAAUGAUUUGAUCCAAAUUUUUGGUUUUCUUGAAAGAAAUCCAAAUGAUAGUAAAGUGGAUCAAAAAGAAGAAGAAGACAACUGGGUGUCAAAAGACUUGACGUGCGGAGCGAAAAGAAGUGAAGUUGACGGCGUUGAUGAUCAUAUUGAUCUUCGAGGUGGGUACAGCAUCUCAAAAAAAAGGGAGGUGGGCAAUAGGUGGGUGGGGGUGGAUCUUCAUGAAUCACUACACAUUCUCAGGAGGAUUCACACGUAUAUACAUGCGCAACAUUCAGAGAAUGGAAAGGGAAAGAUCUGGGCCUUUUGGUAUAAAUGCUGGGCACUGUUCGUCUUCAGGAUGCAGAUUCCACCUGACCCAAUCUCGUAUCCACAAUCCGUGGCAAAUUUUUUCAUAAUGCGUACUUUAAUUAUUGUCUUUGCCGUGAUCGGCUGCGCUUUCGCACAAUUCGGGGGCUACCGUGGAGCUUAUCAGCAGAAUCAACAAUAUUAUACAACACCUCAGCCACAAUAUCAACCCGGGUAUCAACAGUCACAAUACAAUUCUGGACGACAAAUAGGAAUUCGUAGCCAAUCCCACGAUAUUUCACCUGACGGUUCGUACACAUGGCAAUAUGAGACCGAAAAUGGUAUUUCUGCAUACGAAACUGGUUCCCCGAAAGCAAGUGGACCAGGAGAAAUAGCACAGGUGGCUCAAGGAAGAUAUUCAUACACAGCUCCAGAUGGAACACCAAUCACAGUCGAAUACAUAGCCGAUGAAAAUGGAUUCAGAGCAAGUGGAGCACAUUUACCCACACCGCCUCCAAUUCCAGAGGCAAUUCAAAAAGCAUUGGCCACACUUCCACAAACUAACGAAGGAGCUUACGACGAACAACAAUACAAUCGACCACAACAACAGUACAACAGACAACAAUACAACUACGGGUCAAACCCCUAUCGUAGAUACAAGUGAGAAAUACACAUAUAAAAUUUUCUUCUAAUUCAAAAAUUGUAUAUGUAUAUUUUCUCAAUCUUCAAAUAUAUAUGAAACAUCAUCAUUAAACAUAUUUUAUAAAUAAUAUGAGUCAAUUCGUUUUAGAAAUGCUCGCGUCAUUUUUACGCUUUUCUGAAACACAGACACACACACGUGCUUGACUUUGUUGUGUUCUAUUGUUAUAUAGACGAAAUUUUAUAACAAAAAUUUUCAGUACUAUACUGAGAAGAAGUUGAAAAUAAUUUUUAUCGAAAAAUUAUUUUUCAACAUUAAAUUAUUCGAAAAAUGAUUUUAAUUAUACUAUACGAAUCAUUCUUUGUGCUUUAAUUUUUAUACUAUUAUAUAUUAUAUACAUAGAUGUAUAGUUCAUAAGUGUACGAAAAUGUAAUAAUAAACAUUUUUUUACUUCAUAA
Leptopilina heterotoma is the source of this 1427-nucleotide messenger RNA. RefSeq names its product cuticle protein 3-like. The record is from RefSeq and is a predicted model, not a curated record. NCBI's taxonomy places the organism in Eukaryota, Metazoa, Arthropoda, Insecta, Hymenoptera, Figitidae. Gene Ontology annotation, molecular function: structural constituent of chitin-based larval cuticle. Bases 1 to 993 code for a protein of 330 amino acids. Gene Ontology annotation, cellular component: chitin-based extracellular matrix. The transcript is spliced from 5 exons.